AUGGGAAACUGCGCGUGUGCAAUCAGAGAUUACUACACCACCACCACCACCACCACCUCAACACCAGUUUAUCACCACCGUCGACAACUUCGUCAAGAGGCCGAAGCCACGAAGACAACAGGACAAACAACCAUGAUCAAGGUUGUUACAACAACAGGAGGAAUUAUGGAAUUGUAUUCACCAAUUACAGUUGAACAAAUAACCUCAGAGUUUCCGAACCACGGAAUAUUCCUUAAUCCGAACCGUUCCUCUAACCCUCCUAUGUUACACAACGACAACCUCUGCCCUGGUCAACUUUACUACCUCCUCCCUCUUAACCUCCCAUCCUCUGUCGCGACAGAGACCGACACAAGUAACUAUAACGUAUCGACACCGUACAGAAUGUCUGUCGAUACAGGUACAAGAGUAGUGUACAAGAAUCAACCAGACACGGAUGUUGUCCCAAGAAAUGAUAACGCUUCCGGUGUUUGGAAGGUAAGGUUGGUUAUAAACCCGGAGCAUUUGUCUGAAAUUUUGUCUCAAGAUAACAAAACUCAACAAUUGAUUGAAAGUGUUAGGACAGUUGCUAAGUGCGGCAGUGGGAAUGCAACCACUGGUGGUGCUAAAACGUCGUCGUCGUCGUCUGCCGGGAGUUCAAGCACCCCUAACAAUUCUGAUCAGUGUAGUGUGUCUAGUUGA
This is a messenger RNA of Chenopodium quinoa (quinoa), 678 nucleotides long. RefSeq lists its product as uncharacterized. The coding region runs from base 1 to 678 and encodes 225 amino acids. NCBI's taxonomy places the organism in Eukaryota, Viridiplantae, Streptophyta, Magnoliopsida, Caryophyllales, Amaranthaceae. The transcript has a single exon. The record is from RefSeq and is a predicted model, not a curated record.